Messenger RNA from Medicago truncatula (barrel medic), 562 nucleotides. RefSeq lists its product as uncharacterized. Lineage: Eukaryota; Viridiplantae; Streptophyta; Magnoliopsida; Fabales; Fabaceae. Bases 64 to 438 code for a protein of 124 amino acids. The record is from RefSeq and is a predicted model, not a curated record. The transcript has 2 exons.
CAUAAACCAAAGAGAAUCUGUGUCAUCCCUUCAUUUUGGUGUUUCAACCUGAAAUGCCUCGAAAUGGAACUUGUAAAUCUUCCACAACGACUCUUCACCUCUUUCACCACUCUCUCUCCUUCUCCUUCUCCUUCUCCUUCUCCUUCUCCAUCUUCUUCACUUUCUCUCUCAACCUCUUCUAAUCGUUCAUUUCAACCGCUCUCUUCUUCCUCCACUUCCCUCCGUCGUCUUCGUUGCCGCGCCGCCUCACCAAAUCCUCCUCCACCACCACCGGAAAAUGAAUCAACUGAACUUCAAGGUGUUGUUGCAUCCUUAUCAAAAUUUCAAGAUAGAGUACAGAUCUUCUUUGCUGUUCUUUUCUGGAUGACUCUAUUCUUUUGGGCUUCUGCAUGGGAUGGGAGGAAUAGACCAAACAAGGGAUCAAAGUUUAGAAAAUAAAAUGUAAGCAUUUAGUUUGUAUAUAUAUUGAAUUAUUAUCUAUAAGUUAGGGGGACAAAAUUAUAAAGCAAAGGAAAAAUAAUUGAAAUUAUUAUGUUGAAUGAAUAUACUGUUUCUCCAUAAA